AACAAGAGAAAUUAUAGGCACGUCACAUUCAGAUAACUUCCUCCUGCUGCAGCAGGUUGCAUGUUGAGAAUGUUGGACUGGAAAGCACCAAAUAUCUUACAUGCAGACUGCAACUCAAUCCAAAAGUGAUUCUCCACAGUCUACAGUAAAUUAAAUUGCAGUUUCAUCAUGACUUCUGUGAACACGUCGUGUUCCACUAACAUGACUGUCUGGAAACACACAACAAACCAGCUCUACACAUAUGUUUACCUGAUCAUAUUCAUCCCAGGCCUGCUGUGCAACACCCUGGCUCUUUGGGUGCUCUGUCGAUUUAUAAGCAAAAAGACCAAAGCCGUCAUCUUCAUGAUUAAUCUGACCAUAGCUGAUCUGGCUCAUGUGCUGUCGCUGCCGCUUCGAAUUCACUACUACUUCAAAGAUGAAUGGCCUUUCGGCAGCGGGUUAUGCAUGCUAUGUUUUUACCUGAAGUACCUUAACAUGUACGCUAGCAUCGUCUUUCUGGUGUGCAUCAGCCUCCAGCGCUGUGCGUUCCUCCUGCGGCCGUUCUGUGCCAGGAACUGGAAGAGACGCUAUGACAUCUGCAUCAGCGCCGCGGUCUGGCUGGUGGUUGGGCUCUGCUGCUCGCCCUUCAUUUUAAUGAGGAGAAAAUCAAAUUCGGGAAAUAACACCACAACCUGCUUCAAAGACCUGCCGAUGCGUCAGCUGGGUUUAACCUCGGCCAUUUCCAUGAUGGUUGGUGCUGAGCUCUUGGGAUUUCUUGGUCCGUUAAUAGUGAUUGGUGUCUGUACUUAUUUAAUCGUGAAAUCCAUGCGACGGCGGAACCAAAAGCAGCAGUCCACGGGCAGCACGAGAAAGGCCUUGCGCAUGGUUAGAGUGUGCACAGGGGUCUUCCUCUUCUGUUUCGCCCCUUACCACAUCAACUUCCUGCUGUACCUGAUGGUGACCCAGAACAUUAUAACAAACUGUGAAGCGGGUCAGGCCAUCAAAAUCUUCCACCCCAUCUCUCUUUGCAUCGCGAGCCUCAACUGCUGCCUCAACCCUCUCAUCUACUACUUCCUGACCACAGAGUUCAAGCAGCAGCUGUCUCAGCACGGCAGCUCUGUGCUCCGGGGCCGUCUGAUGAGCACCGAGAGCACCUCUUCCUUUAGGGACUGAUCAGGGACCACCAACAUUUUCACCAUUGAAGCCAUUUAUUUGACUUCAGUGUAAAAACAUGGACAUUUAGGGUGCAAAUUAUGCUUUCAGACAGUGUACAAACUGAUGUCUAUGCAUUAUGUACUAUAGCUUGAACAAAAAGAUAUGAAGCUUACAAACUGAAAUGUUAUGUCCAGCAAGUAUUGUUUUGACCAAAAUCACAGCCUUUCACGGCAUGGGUUAAGUAUUUUAAGUUUAACAAUGACAGUCAUCAAAGACUAAUUUAAAUGGGAGAAAAAUGUUAUUUACGACUGACUGCAUGACAGAGAUAUUUUUGUUAAUGCAGACGCAGAAUGAGCUGAUAGUGUCUCUCUCACUAGACCGAUAGAAGUGAAAAUGCUAAACUCAGCUGAGCUUUAGUUGAACUGACCAGGCCAGCUAAACACCACAUCCCAUAUUCACAAAACAUCUUACCACUGAGAGUUCUCCUAAAUAGCAGUAAGAGCUUUUAAGAGUUUAAAGUUUCCCCUUAAAUCCUAUUCACAAAGCUUCUGAGACUAACUUUUGCUAAGGAAUAGACAGAAUUUUUACCAUUAAAGUAUGUACUUUCUUGGUAAAGAAAAAGUUCACACUUUUAAGUGUGUAGUAGGAGAGUAGGCAAGUUUUGGGACAUACUAUCACAUCACACAACUGUGUGUUUGAAGGACGCUCCCUGUCACUUUAACCUGGCCUGUCAAUCAUCUUGUCACAGUUAACAUCCCUCGCAUUUCAUUUAACUUCCUACUGUACUGGAGAGAAAAGAAGUAGCUCGUUGAUCUGCCAGUCGUGGGUCUUUAUGCAGAGAACUUUUCUCAUAUUUUCUGCACAAUGAUGCAUUUAAAAGUUAACAACCAAAUGGAUGUUUAUAAAAGUUCACAUUGCUGUUGCAGAUGAAAUAUAAAAUGGAUAACAAUAAAUACAUAUUUUUUACCAGAUUAAAUUUUGAUUAUCAGUAACUCAAAGCCCUUUUUUGUAAACCUCUCUACAGAGCCGUCGAUCGCACACAUCUGCUACAUGUUGUAGUUUUUCUAAUGCAUUUUAUUAUUGUUUAUAUUGUAGCUCAGUGGUAGAGCAUAAGGAGAAAAAAGGUUGUUGGUUCAAUUCCCAGGGAACACACACACUGGCUAAAAAAAAUGUGUAGCCUGAUAUACACUGUAAGUUGCUUAUGGUAAAUACAUGAAUGUAAAUGGAUACAUACUUCAAAAAUUGACCUGAAAUAGUAGACCAUCUGGGGACUUUUGGCUAAGUCUUUUCAACAUAUCAUGCUUUGGGACACAUAAUCUCACAUACUAUUUAGGAUGGAUAGUGUUAACAUUGACACACAGGGUUAAGCUCAGAGUGGGGAAGGGGGCGGGGUUGACCGCGUUGCUAUGGAUGAUGUCAGCAUGCUUAUUAACUAUGCACACAUUGAUUGGCUGAUAGUCUCUGUCAGAGAUUUAUUCAUAGAUAUUAUAAUAAUAGGUAACUUUAUUUAUUUGAAAAUGCAGACUACGUGUCACUAAUUAAACAAGUGUAUGUUCAGCUAAUUGUCAGCCUCUGCCUCUUACACGUGUGCUUCUCAAAAAUAAUUAUUAGAUAUUCAUAUAAACAGCCUUUUAAUUAACAGAGUAGAAUAAUCCUGGCUGAUAGUAAGACAUGCAAACAUUAAAGAAAACCAAACUGGACACAAGAACAGCUGUUACUUAUUGCCCAGCUGUUAAUUAAAAAAGGAUUUAAUCAAAGAAGAAUCUGUAGUUGGGAUAACCUCCAAAACCCAAAAAGCUGCAUGAGAAGAUAUAUGUGUGCAAAUAAAUGCAAUGUGUUUCUCAAAUGUUUACGUUGCGAGGCAGAUUUCUGGAAACAGCUAGUUUAGGAUCGUUUGUGGUUUGGUCUUAGUGACUCAGGACUCCUCUUCACUUUCCUAACCUUUCACAGAUUCAGGAGCUAGAUUUAGUGUUAAAACACUGUGUAAAAUACUCUUGGAGCAAAAAUGUUGAAGUCCUACAUUUGGGACAGACACGCCCAUUAUUUUUAUGAUUUUCUCCUAUCUCUGUGAGUUAUGAGCUACUUUUAGCCUGAAGAUGUUUUGUGAGUACGGGCCCAGGUCUAGAAUGGGAUUAAACAGAAAAAGAAAUCAAAUUCCUAAGUCUGUGGAGAUCAGAGGCUAAAAUGGGACAAAUCCAAACUUCCAAGAACAACAUAAAAAUUGAGAUUCUGUUUUCAAACUGUUCAUGUGAAAAUGUUGUUUACUCUCACGUUUGCUUUUGCAAUAUUGUAUUAUACUCCGAACAAAUUAGGUUAAAUAUUAUGAAUGUUGAUAUGUUUAAUAAAUUAGAUUAAGUGUGUUUAGUGAUGCUCAGUUUAAUAUCUUUCAUUAUUUUUUUAUUAAAUAUAAAAAAAAGAAAAAAAAAAGAAAAAGGUUUCAAUGUUUCUCCAUAAUUCACAUAAAUAACCUGAGAUGGAAUUGUUGCACAUAUUGAAUUAAUUUCUUGUUCAGUUCAGUUCAUAUGGACAAACAUAAAGCAGUCACAAAACAUUUCUGUUUUUGUGUUUCAUUAGGAGAAUAAAGUCAUGCUUGAGAAUAACAUUAAUUGUGAAUUUGUAGUGAACUAUCCAUAUCUCAGAGCCCCAAAACUACAAAUACUUUUACCUAAUCUUUUACUUUAACGGCAGUCAUUCAUUUGUAUACACUGUAUUGCAUAUUAUGUCAUAUAUAGAUUAUUUGUGAUUGACUCUAUAGGGUAGAGUGGGAGAAAAACACCCCUCUGCUGUUUUUCCAAAAACAUCCACUAGAUGAAGUCAAGGUAAACUGUUAUUGUAUCUAUGGACUGCAUUGACAGGAGUGAUGGAGAAGUAUUCACUGUGAAGCUCACAGGGAUUUCAUGGUAAGUUAUCUAAUUAACAGCAGUAAGAAAACUCCCCCGACCC
This is a messenger RNA of Carassius auratus (goldfish), 4077 nucleotides long. Its product is annotated as putative P2Y purinoceptor 10. Gene Ontology annotation, biological process: positive regulation of Rho protein signal transduction; phospholipase C-activating G protein-coupled receptor signaling pathway. Gene Ontology annotation, molecular function: G protein-coupled receptor activity. The record is from RefSeq and is a predicted model, not a curated record. NCBI's taxonomy places the organism in Eukaryota, Metazoa, Chordata, Actinopteri, Cypriniformes, Cyprinidae. Gene Ontology annotation, cellular component: plasma membrane. The transcript has 3 exons. Bases 169 to 1152 code for a protein of 327 amino acids.